GCCGGUGCAUCGGCGUCUAUGAAAAAGAAGAGCGGGGAGACAUUAGAAUUAGAGAGUAGGGAUCGUACCAGAAGAAGAGUAAAUCACUUGGGAUGGGUGACUGCACCGAGAAGACGGCUAUUGCAUCCGGAUAGUUCGGCGGCGAUAAACACGACGAUCUUUUAGAUCAGGUUUAGAGAUUAGGUCUCGCAAGUCCGUGUCGCUUCUACGUUGAAGCACAUUCGGGAAAAUUCACUGUGAGGACCAUGAUAUGACGAGGAGAAGAUAGCAUGCGGUGGUACCACGUGAAGAAGCAAUGGAGAACACCGCGACUGUCUCGCACCAUCACCUCCGUUUCUUCGGUGCUGUGCUUGCUGUUGAGCUUAGGGUUGCAUCCGUUCGUAGCUGGUAUCACUUUGCUAGACAUGGAAAGAAACGUUGUAGACUUGGUAGAAAAAACUGGUAUGCGACAGAAACCACAAGGAGUAACAGCAAUCGAAAGUCGUUGUCACAGAAACGACACGGUUGCGUACGAAAUCAAGAGCAGCACGUUGUUGAUGAACAAUACGAAUGAUCUGUUCCAUAACGGCAUAUCUCGUGAUUUUUCCAUCUUAGUCGUUGCCAAACCAGAAAUCGGAUAUCCGGCUGCCACGUUGUUUGCCAUCUACAGUGACAAUGUCGAAGAACAGUUGAUGUUGUCAUUGGGCAGUGACAUCACCCUUUAUUACAACACAACCCCGGACGACAAGAGCGAACCGAUUUCAUUUGGAAUUGAUAUCUCCGACGGGAAGUGGCAUCGUUUAGGAGUCAGUAUCAAAGGGGAUGCCGUCACGUUGAUCGUUGAUUGUAAUCAACAAAUUACGAAAGAAUUACGUAGGAAUACGAAGGAGACGAUCACCACCAGUGGCAUCACAAUGAUCGGCCAACAAAUUGUCGACACCGACGUAUACGUGGGUGGUAUAGAGUUGUUGAAGAUCGCCCCAAUUCCAGACGCAGCUUACGAAAUUUGUACGCUUUUCGCGCCGGAUUGCAGGAAUCAGUCGAGAUACUCGUUAGGACAAAGUAAUUACACGAGCGAUCAAACUUAUGGCUAUGCGCCUACAACUUCGUCCAGUUAUCAUGAUCGGUCAGCAACUACUGGUAUCAAUCAGGGAGCACGAAAUUAUGGCUUAUCCGGUGGAACAUCUUCGACCGACAGAUCGUAUUAUGGGACGAACUACAACAAUAACCCCAACUUCUAUAAAAACUAUGGCAGAACGUACACUACGAUAUCUGGUUCGAAUAAUUUUCUCUAUAAUCAAAAUAACACCUCCGGGAAUAGGACAGACGGAUCUUACACGGAGGCAAAUGAAGAAAACAGUCGAGAAGCAUCGAUCGAUGACGACUCGGGAUCAAUUACUGAAACUUAUCUAGAGAAGCAAUACCUUAUUGACAGUACUGGAUCAACUGUGACCGAGGACUACGAGAGAACAAUCCCAGAGAACCCCGAGAAUUCUGAAAAUUCGGUCGGUAGGAGCCCAGGAAUGCAAACAUACCCGGAAACUGCCGAGUCGACGUAUUAUGGUCUCAGCUACUAUAAUACUCGAGGCGCGCCAGGGCCGCGCGGAUUUCCAGGACCUCCGGGCGUAUCUGGAGGACCUGGUAAGAAAGGGGAAGCAGGGAGAGACGGGAUAGCAGGUUUGCAGGGUGCACCGGGCCCGCCUGGCAACGUCUUCGUCAUACCAUCGUUGAGCCAGCAGGGCAACGAGAAAGGCCCAGAUUCGCAAGCGGAGGCUCUGAGGCAAAUGCUGUCGCAGCAUUUGGCUGCUAUGAGAGGAGCCGAGGGACCGACAGGAUUAACGGGUUUGCCAGGUCCCGAAGGACCUCCAGGACCUCAAGGUCAGAAAGGAGAACCUGGCGAAGUCGGCGAAGCUGGACCACGUGGCGAAAGAGGAGUACCUGGAACGCCUGGUAGAGAGGGUAGAAGGGGUCGACCUGGAAGGGAUGGCGAAAGAGGUGUAAGUGGACCACCAGGAAUAAAAGGCGAACAGGGUACUCCUGGUCUUCCAGGAUUACCUGGCGAUAAGGGCGAAAGAGGACCUCCGGGUUCUAGCGGCGAACCUGGCCUACCAGGUCACGAAGGGAUGCAAGGCGAUGAUGGCCCUCCUGGCCUACUUGGCUUACCUGGCGAGAUGGGUCCUAGAGGAUUCAUAGGACCUCGAGGAUUCCCAGGAUUGCCGGGUAAUCCUGGAAUUCCUGGGAGCGAAGGUCCGUCUGGAGCAAAAGGCAACACCGGCCCACAGGGUGCACCAGGAGCUCCAGGACCAUUGGGGCCAUUAGGACCUGUCGGGCCACCUGGACCGCAAGGUCAUCUAGGACCAACUGGAUUGGUUGGACCACAAGGGAAGCCAGGAAUCCCUGGUCUUUCAGGGGCAGACGGGCCACCUGGUCAUCCGGGGAAUCCAGGAAUUCCUGGAAUGAAAGGUGAACAAGGACCGCAAGGACCACAAGGUGCAAUAGGUUUCCCCGGGGUUCGCGGCGUGAAAGGUGACGAAGGCAAGCGCGGAGCUGCUGGCGAGCGUGGAGAGAAAGGCGACAGAGGAGCAGACGGAGAGAAGGGUGAUGCAGGAGCAAAAGGAGAGCAGGGGUCGACCGGGCCACAUGGAAUUCCUGGGUUGGAAGGCUUGGAAGGUCUGAAAGGCUUCGAAGGUCCACGGGGUGAAGCGGGAUCAGUUGGUCCACCCGGCGAGAAAGGCAAACCUGGUUCCCCAGGGUUCAUUGGAUAUCCUGGAAAUGUUGGUGAGAAAGGUGACAAAGGUCAACCGGGGAGGCCGGGCCCUAGUGGGGACAAAGGAGAAAGGGGGAAUAACGGUGCGUUAGGAGAACGUGGCGAAGCUGGACCUAGAGGUUUUAGGGGUGUCCGUGGAAGACGAGGAGCAGAAGGCUUGCCUGGCCCAAAAGGCGAUACUGGACAGCCAGGUCCUCCAGGAUUGCAAGGAGAAUCUGGCCAACCUGGAGUCGAGGGUCCACGUGGCUUCGUAGGGCCUCAAGGUCAAGCUGGUUUCGACGGGAAAGAUGGGAUUCCUGGCCCAUCUGGCGAACGCGGACCAGUUGGUGAUUCAGGACCACCAGGAUCACCAGGAGCACCAGGGGUCAUAGGACCACAAGGUCCAGCUGGUGAACCUGGUCAGCCAGGGGAGCCUGGGAGUCCUGGAAGUCCUGGUGUUCCUGGAGAAACCGGUCCUCCAGGAGAACAAGGAAAGGAAGGACCACCUGGGCCAUCGGGUUUGCCCGGUAAAGAGGGCCCCCCUGGUCCUGGUGGAUUACCAGGAUUUCCUGGUGAACGGGGACAGAAUGGUCUACCGGGAAUGCCGGGUGCAAAGGGGGAACUGGGACUAUCAGGAUUUCAAGGCCCACCGGGCGAUAAAGGCGCCCAAGGAGAACCUGGAAAAGAUGGUAGUACUGGACCUCAAGGUACUCUGGGCCCGAAGGGACCACCGGGGCCCGCUGGCCUGAAAGGAGAAAGGGGUGAAUCAGGUCCACCAGGACCUACCGGGCGUGAUGGUUUACCAGGACAACGAGGAUUACCUGGUCCUCCAGGUCCUGUUGGUGUCCCUGGAGAAGACGGUGACAAGGGAGAUAUUGGCCCACCUGGUGAGAAGGGUUUUAAGGGAUCUCAAGGAGAAAUGGGCCCACCCGGACCGCCUGGACCACAAGGAAUACGAGGUGAACCUGGAUCGAUCGGUUCACCUGGUGAAAAGGGACCACCGGGAGAGCUUGGCAGACAAGGCCCGAAAGGUGAAGAUGGUCCUGUUGGCGCACCAGGUACACCUGGUCCAGUGGGACUACAAGGACUGCCUGGGCCAGCUGGAUUAAAAGGGGAAGUUGGGGAUACUGGUGUAGCCGGUUCUGCUGGGCCAACUGGAAUCCCGGGGGAACAAGGUCCAAGAGGAUCCAGAGGCUCUGAAGGUCCUCAAGGUCCUCCGGGACCGGAAGGUCGACAAGGAGAGAAAGGAGAAAGCGGUCUGCCAGGAUUGCCAGGUGCAAUAGGGCCAGAAGGAAAACCGGGUGAGAGAGGUCCUGCGGGACCUAAAGGAGAAGAAGGAAAAAGUGGACCGCCAGGACCUCCGGGUAUACGUGGAAUAAGCGGUCCAGAGGGGCCGAAAGGUCACGUGGGCCCAAUUGGUUUUCCUGGACCUCCUGGAGAGCCUGGGUUAGUUGGCCCAAAAGGGGAUCCCGGUAAAUACGGUGAAGAUGGUAAACCUGGUGAUGCAGGACUACCAGGAGAAAUUGGACCUCCAGGGAAAGAAGGGUUGCCAGGGCCACCCGGGAAACCGGGUCCAGAAGGUCCGGCGGGAAUGCAAGGAGGUCCAGGUUUGCCAGGUGAAAAAGGUGACAUGGGUUUACCUGGUGUAAAGGGACUACCAGGUCACACUGGACCUCAGGGUCUGCCAGGACCACAAGGUUUAUCUGGUUUAAGAGGUCUCCCUGGGCUCGCUGGAGAAAAUGGACCACCUGGUAUGGCAGGGCCAGUUGGAGCACCUGGAAAAGCUGGACCAGUCGGACCUAAAGGUCCAAAGGGUGACAGAGGCAAAAGGGGUCUUAAAGGACAUCGCGGAGACCUAGGCCAUUUAGGUAUCAAGGGCGAGCAAGGGGAAAAGGGAGAGCAAGGUCCUCGUGGAGCACCUGGACUCGAAGGACCUAAAGGAGUUCAAGGUCCGCUGGGAUUGUCUGGACCUAAAGGCAACGACGGCCCUCCAGGGCUUCCUGGCAUGGAAGGGCCAUCUGGACCUAAAGGUAAUGCUGGGAACGAUGGGCCAAAAGGUGAAACUGGUCUUCCGGGUCCUCCUGGCCCUCCUGGACCACCAUCGGAGCAACCAAUGAUUCCUCCAGAAUUAUUGUUUAGUAGGGAGCACUUAUUGAGAAGGAAACGUGACGUUUCGGAAAAUGUGGAUGUUAUUAACGAGAAAGAUAGGAGUUCAGAGAAUACACAUAAGGACGAUCUUACGGAAGAGGAGUUGGGGUCUAAUUUUUUGAACUUGUACAGUUCGAUAUACGCUAUGAGACAAGAAUUGGAUCUAAUACGUAAACCUGUUGGGAGCCGAGAAAAUCCUGUACGAACUUGCAGGGACUUGUUUUAUGGACAUCCUCAUUUUAAUGACGGCUGGUACUGGAUCGAUCCAAAUUUGGGAAUGGCCGACGACGCUGUAUAUGUUUACUGUAACAUGACGAAUAUGGGCGAAACCUGCGUGUUCCCUGACACUCACGUGAGUCCAAAACCGGCCAUUCCGUGGAGGAAAGAGGACAACGAAACGGACUGGUAUUCGAAUUUACGCGGUGGAUCUAAAAUCACAUACGAAACCAUCGGUGUGGUACAACUAAAUUUCCUGCGUCUGCUGAGCGAAGAUGCUUACCAAAAUUUCACUUACACCUGCACGAACAGCGUCGCCUGGUACAACGCUGCGGAUUCAAAUUACGACACCGCGCUGCGGUUACUCGGUUCGAACGAGGACGAAUUCUCAUACACCACUGUCAAGCCACAAAUCAUAAUGGACGGUUGUAAAACGCGCAAGAGCAAAGGGGAAACUGUAUUCUUAGUUCGAACGAAGAAUUUAGAACAAUUGCCGCUGAUUGAUUUUUACCCGAUCGAUUACGGUUCAUCCCAUCAGGCGUUCGGUUUUGCGUUUGGACCAGUUUGCUUCCGAUAGAUUUCGAAUAAUAAUCGAGUUCUCAUUGGCAAGACUGAAUUGUGACUAUACAUUGUGUCUUCCAUUAAUUUCCCAUUAUGACAGAGACAUCGAAAUAAUUAAUGCUUAAAUUAUUAACGACCUACAUCUUACAUAUACCGUUACGGGCGAAACGUAAUGAUGAUGAUACUCGCGAGGAGAAUGAUUUAAUUGUAAGGAGCACACUAGUGAGAAUGUUUAAGUAUUCUGUGAACUUACAGCUAUUCGGUUUACAUGCUUGAGGAAACGGAAAUGUGCCAUUCAGAACCUAAGUCGAAUAAGUAAGAUGAACAAUUUUAUUUAUAUUGUAUCUUGCUACAUUAAUCAGUUUCACUGCCAUUAUAAGUAUGUGAUGUCUACAUGAGAUUCUGUGUAGGCCGACUAUUUCAUAUGUUUAUAAAUAAAAUGCAAUAAUAAGAGUGA
Messenger RNA from Megalopta genalis, 6107 nucleotides. RefSeq lists its product as uncharacterized. NCBI's taxonomy places the organism in Eukaryota, Metazoa, Arthropoda, Insecta, Hymenoptera, Halictidae. Gene Ontology annotation, cellular component: extracellular matrix. The record is from RefSeq and is a predicted model, not a curated record. Gene Ontology annotation, molecular function: extracellular matrix structural constituent.